This is a messenger RNA of Dermatophagoides pteronyssinus (European house dust mite), 8850 nucleotides long. Its product is annotated as teneurin-m-like. The record is from RefSeq and is a predicted model, not a curated record. Lineage: Eukaryota; Metazoa; Arthropoda; Arachnida; Sarcoptiformes; Pyroglyphidae. Gene Ontology annotation, biological process: motor neuron axon guidance.
AUAAUAAUAAUCAUGUCGAUAGAAUUGAUGAUGGUGAUAAUUGCAAUGAUGAUGAUGAUGAUGAUGAACCGACAGCUUCAUUAAUGGCUGAAGAAUUACUUUCAAAUCGUUUUGUAUUACAUAAUAAUAAUAAUAAUAAUAAUUCAUCUUUAUCAUCUAAACAAUCACAACAACAUUAUAGUGCCAUAAUGCAUACUUAUGCAAAUCCAUUUCAAAAUUGUAAUGUAUCAUCUUCAGGUGGAUAUUCAGAAGAUACAACCGGACCAAUAAUACCGACCGAUUUGAAUACAAUGAGGCCUUCGCAGUUAUUAAAAAAUUCAUUUGCUGGUUCGGGUCCACCUCCGGCUAGUCUUCAAUCAAAUCAUAGUGGUGGAGGUGUUGGCCGUGAUCAUCUUCAUCAUAAUAAUAAUCUAGUCUCAUCAUAUCUAAUACAAAGAUUAUUGUCAUAUUUUCGUGCCGAACAGAAACAACCUCCCAAUGAUGAUGAUGAUGAUGAUGAUCAUAAUAUGAAUUUACGUAAUCGAUGUUGUUGUAAUGGUUCCAAUUCUAGCUCAUGGUUACGUUCAUUUUCAACGCUUACAUUGAUAAUUUUGAUUUUUAUUCUGAUUAUCAUUAUUAUAUUCCUCACAGCCCUACACAAAGAAAAUAUGAUAGAUCAAACAACAAAAUUUCGAACAAAAUCAAAUAUCGAUGAUACCAAUAAGGUACCAUGUGUAGUUGUUGAAGACCUGGAUCAACAUUCAACAUCACACCUGGCCACUAAUCAAUAUGGUAUACAACGUACGAAUAUUAUUGAUGAUAAUAUGCAACAUCUCAAUAAUGGUGAUGAUCCAUUGGUUUCAAAUUGUCCAAAAUAUUUUCCCCGUGAUUCAUCCCAUUAUAAAGAGAUCAAUCUGUUUGAUCAACAUCAUCAUCAUAAUAAUCAUCGCCCUCCUCACACUAUAUCAUCAACGAUGCCUAUUUCGCUUCGUUUAACACCUUUUUCAUCAUGGUCCAUAUGGUUCAAUCAAAUUCAAUCAUCAUAUAUUAAUUUUCAAUUUUAUGCUCCAAUUAAUACACGAUUGGCAUUGGUGGCCAAUAAAAAUGAACCACCAUCAUUGACUAUUCAUCAAAUAUUUCAAUUGAUUAGUGAGGAUACGUUGCUGAUGGAUAAUUCUAUCAGCAACAACAUUGGUAGCAAUUAUAAUAAACGCGAUUCACAGCUUGCCUUGAUGCAAUUUAAACAUUUAUUUGAUCAGGGUUCUUGGUACUUGUCGUUAGUCAACGAUAUUGAUAUAAUAAUACCACUUGUUGUAAAUAUUUCAAUAGUCCAGAAUCAAACAUCACAACAAACUAUAAAUUGUCCAAAUAAUUGUAAUAAUCAUGGCUAUUGUCAUACUGGUCGUUGUCAUUGUUUUCCGGGUUUUAUUGGCACAGAUUGCGCCGAUAAUGUUUGUCCAGUUUUUUGUAGUGGCCAUGGCCAAUAUUUACAGGGCAGCUGUCGUUGUGAAACCGGAUGGAAAGGACGAGAAUGUUCAAUUCGUUCUAAUGAAUGUGAAACUUCUGAUUGCAACGGAAAUGGUCUAUGUAUUGAUGGAAUUUGUCAUUGCCAUCCUGGAUUCAAAGGAGAUGAUUGUGAACAAGCAAAUUGCGUUGAUCCAGAAUGUUCCGGUCACGGAGUAUGUUUAGAUGGAAAUUGUUUUUGUAAAGCUGGAUUUGCAGGGCCAAACUGUAGCGAACCAGAUAGGAAAUUACACAAGUUUUUUCCGAAUUGUUCCAACCACGGUUUAUAUGAUUUAGAGAAUGAUCUUUGCAUGUGUCAUACACAUUAUUCUGGAUCAGAUUGUUCACAAUUAAGUUGUUCAUUGAAUUGUGGUCAACAUGGUUCAUGUCGAGAAGGUCGUUGUAUUUGUGAUGAUGGUUGGUAUGGUUCAAAUUGCCAACAUAAAAAAUGUGAUAUUCGUUGCCUUGAACACGGUAAAUGCCAUAAUGGUACCUGUCAUUGUCAGAAUGGAUGGAUGGGCAAACAUUGUACCCUAAAUGGCUGUCCAAAUACAUGUUCAAAACAUGGUCAAUGUGUUCCUAUUGUAACAGCUAUUAGCAAUUACAAUAAUAAUAAUAAUAAUCGUGAUGAUUUUGAUGAUAUUGAUGGCGAUAAUGAUGACGAUAAUACUAUCGAAUGGAGAUGUCAAUGCAAUGAUGGUUGGGAUGGACAUGAUUGUUCGGCACCACAGGAAACAAACUGUAACGAUGAAAUAGACAAUGACAAUGAUGGGCUGGUUGAUUGUGCCGACAGCGAAUGUUGUCACCAUGAGCAAUGUGGUCAUCAAUCAUUAAUGUGUAUUACAUCUCCGGAUCCGUUGGAUAUUUUAUUACAAAAACAGCCACCAUCACCAACGUCGUCAUUUUUUCAAAAAGUUUUAUUUCUUAUUGAGGAUGGCAGUGUACAAAGUUAUUCCCAAAAAGAUGUCUAUUCACCAAAACGUGCAUCCGUCAUACGAGGUCAAGUUGUUGGUAAAGAACUGAAUGGACUUAUCGGUAUUCGUGUAAGCGUAGUCAAUGAUCUUAAAUAUGGAUUCACAUUAACUAGAUCAGAUGGAUGGUUUGAUAUUUUGGUUAAUGGUGGCGGUAUAAUUACAUUACAAUUUCAACGAAAUCCAUUUUAUCCGAUUAAAAAAUCUGUCUAUGUUGCAUGGAAUGAUAUUACUGUCAUUCAAAAUCCAAUUGUAAUGUAUUUAGGACCAUCAUCAUCAUCAUCGCAAUCAUCAUCAUCAUCAUCUUCAUCUACAACUAUGAACAAUGAUCAUCAUGGAAAUGAAUUUCAUAGCUUUUUACUUAAUUCAAGAAUUCCAUUUGUAUUUCAUAAUUUAUUUUCACAUUCAGAUUUUGGUGAAAGCAAUUGGCGUAAAUGGAUAGCUAGAGGAUUGUAUAAUGAAAGUAAAGAUCAUCAUUCAUUCAAUUCUGAUUCAUCAUCAAAUCGUUGUCUAGAACAUCAUUAUGAACAUAUGAAACCGAUAAUUCGUGACCAUAUUUUUCAGUCUUCCAAAUUUUUUUCAACGCCCAACAAAGAACCUAUCUGUGAUAAAGAUAACUGUAUUAUAGCGGAAACGCAGACUGUUCAUGAAAAGAUACGUAUCGGUACCACUAGAUUAUAUGUUGUUUAUCAAAGUUCACAAUCUCAAGGUUAUAGUUCAACAUUGGAUAUUCAACUUACACCAGAUAUUAUUCCUAAAUCAUUACGUUUCCUAUUGUUACGAAUAUUGAUCGAAGGAAAUAUUCAUGAAAAAAUUUUCGAAGCUGAUCCUAAUCUUCGUUAUACAUUCACAUGGAAUAAACAAAAUGUCUAUAAACAAAAGGUCUAUGGAUUUGCUCAUGCUAAAAUCUAUGUCGGUUAUUAUUACUAUGAUUGUUCCUAUAUUCUAUGGACUGCUUUAACAACAAAACUUCGUGGUUAUGAUAUGGAAUUAUCUGAGAUUGGCCAAUGGAAUCUAGAGAUUCAUAAUCGAUACAAUCCAAAUGAUGGUGUAUUUCAACGUGGUGAUGGUCAAUUUCUGAGCUUUAAAGAUGAUCCACGAUUACCAUUGGUUAUUGAACCAAUUGCCGGUAUUGAUAGUCAUCCAAGAUCGUUUGCCUGUAUGAAUCCAAGUGAAUGUAAUACUGAUAUUGGAUCAUCACGUUUCUUUUCAUUGGUUACGUUAGCUAAUGCACCGGACGGUAGUGUUUUUGUUGGCGAUUCAAAUCUAAUUCGACGAAUCACACCAGACGGUCAAAUUUAUACGGUUUAUAAACUAAGAACAAGUACAAAUAGGCAGAAUUUUGAAUAUCAUAUUGCAUUCAAUUCGAUUGAUCAAUAUCUAUACAUUUCUGAUCCUGAACGAUUUCAAAUAAUUCGUGUGCCAAUCCAAGAAAAAUAUGAAUCUAAUCAGGAAAUUACAAUACCAGAAGCAGAGAUAGUUGUUGGAACCGGUGAACAAUGUUUUCCACACGAUCGAUCUAGUUGUGAUGAUGGAAAAACUGGUGUCGAAGUUCAACUUAUUUAUCCUAAAGAUUUAGCGUUUGCAAACGACGGUUCUUUAUUUUUUUCCGAUGGUAAUGUUAUACGGAUAUUAGAUACGGCUGGUUAUGUUAGACGUGUUGUCGGACAAUUUACCAAACGACAAUGGAAACCGAUAUCCUGUCAAUCAAGCCAUUUCGCUGAUCAUAUCAAACUAAAGUGGCCAACUAGUUUAGCCAUUCAUCCACUAGAUGGCUCACUGUUCUUCGUCGAUAAUCAUGUCUUGUUUAAAUUGAAUCAAAAUAUGCAGGUAUCAAUUUUGUCCGGAUAUUCAUCAUUUUGUCUUGAAGAUUCAGAUACAAUGCACAAGAAUAAUGAGAUCGAUUGUGAUAGUUCACUGUUGAAUGCUCAAACUUUGUCAUUAUGUGGCGAAGAAUUUCUAUUCGGUAGUAUAGCUUUUGCACCAAAUGGCAUUUUAUACAUUGCCGAUAUUAGUCGUCGUAAUGAGAAUAGAAUUUUCGCCUAUAUGCCUGAUGGGUCAUUGCGACAUAUUGCUGGAUUCCGAAUGAAAAAAUCUAGCCAUCAAAACCAAUGCCCAGUUGAAAAAUGUAUCGAUAUGGCUGGUCAAAAUUGUACUUGCCUAAUUGCCGAUUAUGAUUCUAAUGAUUCGACUAUCGAAGCAAAGAUCGCUUUAAAAGCAAGAUUGAAUUCAAUAUCAGCCAUGACUAUCACUGGUAAUGGCGAUAUUUAUAUUGCCGAUGAAGGUCUACUCCGACUUUAUUUAAUGAGAUCAUAUUUACCACAAUUGGAUGAUCAACAUGAAAUCAAAAUUCUAAUUCCCAAUGCAGCCGAAAUGUAUGUGUUCAACAAAUAUGGCCAACACGUUAGAACCAGAAGUAUUACGACUGGUCGAACAUUGUAUUCAUUUGUCUAUAAUCAGGACAAUAAUCUUGGUAAAUUAACACAAGUUAUUGAUUCAUCUGGUCACAAAAUCCUGUUCAUACGAGAUCAAACAGGAUCAUUGCAUAUGAUUGAAAGUACAUCUUUAGCAUUAAAGUGUCGAAUUACCACCAAUAAACAAGGUCUAUUAGAGUCAUUCAUAAAUGGCGGCAAUAUUAGCAUCAAUUUUGAUUAUUAUAACAAUGGUCUGAUCCGAUCACGAGAAGAAUCUGAUACUGGUAAAUCUUAUUUUUAUCAAUAUAAUAGAAAUGGUCGUAUUAGGCAAUACAUUCGACCAAAUGGCGCUUUAAUUAACAUACAUUCAUCAAUAGACCAUAAUAACUAUCAACAUCAUUUGACUGCAACUGAAAUGCCCUUAUUUAUAACGAACAAACAUCAUCAAGCUCCAUCAUCUAGCAAUAAUUUUGAAUAUUUGCCCAUAGGACAAACAACCGACCUGAUAAUCGGUGAUAAUUCGAUGAUUAAAUUCUCUCAGCAUGGAACGACUUUUGAGUUAAGUUCAUUAAAUGAUGGCUCCUUACGGCUAAAUACCAGUAGACAAAUCCGUGCUCAUUUAAAUGAGAAAGUGAGCAAACUAUCAUUGGAUAUGCUAGCUAUACAGGCACAGCUUUUUCCAUUCAUUUCAAAAUUUACGGUGGCACAAACAACGAUAAAUGGACGUGAUCAGCAACAAAAUAAAAACGGACAAACAUUGGAUAUGGAGAUUGAUUAUAAUCUUCGAUUGAAAUCAUCAUUCAUCGAUUCUGUGGAAAAAUUGAUCACUAUCAAUGAUAGUUUAACAAUGAAAAUUGAAUACGAUUGGAAUGCUAAUCGAGAAAUUUAUUAUAAUCAAUCACAACGACCGAUACUAUUUUUACAAUAUGAUGAUUAUGGCCGACCUAUUCAAUGGAUACCAAAUAUUAAGGAACAUUGGCAAGCACAUAGUGUUACCUAUGAUAAAUUGGGAAAAUUAGAUACGUGGCAAAAUGGUCAACACACACAACAUUAUCAACGGGAUCGUGUUGGUCGUCUGACUGAAUUACGACAGGCCGACUAUCAGAUUCGUUAUAGUUAUCCAUCAAUUGAUAAUGACCAGCUGAACAAUCCUAGUUUUAGCUUACCAUCAUCAGUUACAUUGAAAAGUGGCCAAAAAUAUAUUUUUGAUCUUGAUCACGUUGGUCGUAUACAGACCAUCAUUACGCCCAAAGGUUCUCGGCACAAUCUUUCAAUCAGUCUUGUGCUCGGUGCUUAUCGAUUUAGUUAUUGUCCUCCAUCCACUCCUAUGGCCGACAUUAAUAAUAACAUCCAUAUAUCCCCUAGUAGCCAUUGCUACCUAAUUUAUUUCGAUGAAAGAUGGCAACCGCUCAUGCGAGUACUGCCAUAUGACAAUGGCAAAAUCAUCCAUCAUUAUGGCAGUAAAUUUUCUUUUUCAAAAGAUUUGGCCAACGAUUUCAAUCGAUUGAAUGAAGAAAAUAACAUUAUUAUCGACCGAAUGAUUCAUGGCAGUGGACUAAUUGAACGAUGGUAUGAUCAAAGAAGCCAACGAACCGUUCGUGGUAUUUGGACCAAUAAUAACAUAGAAUUUGCCAUUCAAUAUAAAUAUAUUCGAUCUAGUUCAUUGUUAAAACACCAAACCUAUCUAUUUUCCAACAUUCAUUCAAUUUCUCAAUUUUCUUAUAGCUAUCGUUAUGAUAAUAUGAUGAGAUUACGAUCUAUUCAGGCUAAACUUGGCUCAAUCACAUUGCCAAGUUGUGAUUUUACUUAUGACUCGAAGGGACAGAUCGAAUCGAUCGGAAGUUUCCGUUAUUUUGAGCAUGUAUUCAACGAAACAUUAAUAGGCGAUGGAAUUGCAUUGCUUGUUCGACGCUAUGAUCCAAUUAAACAACGACUUCGUCAUAAUAGCCUUACGGUAUCGGACAAAGAGGUAUUCCGUUCCGAUUUCAUCUACGAUGCUAAUGGCCUACUCAUUCAAACACGUACAUUCAUGCAUCAUCUUGGAGCCAAUAAAGUUCGGCUACAGAAUUUUACUUAUGAUGCUGAUGGACAACUCAUUGAAAUGCAAGGUCGUGAACAUUGGCGUUUUAUUUAUGAUGCUAAUGGCAAUCUGAUCACAUUUCUUUAUAUGGGUAAUCGUGUUGACAUUGAAUACGAUAUGGCCGAUAGAAUUCGUAAUUUUGGUAAAAGUCAACAUAAUUCGGCCAUAAGCGGUACAACACCGUACGUGACCGAUUUACGUGGAUUUAUCAUACAAAGAGGCGAUGAAUAUCUUUACUAUAAUAAUUUGGGACAAUUAUUACAGGCUAUUACGCCAAGUCGUUAUGAAGUAAACUAUGUAUAUGAUCAUCAUGGCAGAUUGGUUUUGCGACGUGAUCAUCACAAAAAUGUAACGCAAUAUUUAUAUGGUCAUCCACUUAAACCUUAUCUGGUCACACACGCAUUCAACAAUGCCAAUGGUGGUGUUCUUUCAUUAAUCUAUGAUGAUAUUGAUGACCUACUCAUCAUGAUUCGAUUGAAUAAUGAAAAUUUCUAUGUUGUUUGUGAUCAAACAAAAAGUCCAAUGUUGAUAUUUGAUCAUCGUGGUCAGGUGGUAAAAGAAAUUCAUCGUAGUCCAUAUGGCCAUGUAUUGUUCGAUUCGAAUCCAAAUUUCUAUAUACCAGUCGAUUUUAAAGGCGGUAUACCCGAUCCGUUAACCAAUCUAAUUCAUUUUAAUUUUAUUGAUCAUCAUCAUCAUCGACAACAUCUUUAUGAUACGUUGACCGGUCGAUGGCUGAUUCCCAAUAUUGAUCAAUUGUUAGAGAAAAAUCUCAUUAAAUUCCCACGAGCUGUAAACAUGUAUCAAUUUGAACAGAAUGAUCCUAUCAAUGAUCAUCGAUAUUCAGGCUUGAAAGAUUCGAAUAAUAACGAUGAUGAUCAUCAUCGUGUGGAGAUAAUGUCCUUGUCACAGAUACAAACAUCAUUACUACAAUAUACUUCCUCGCUAGUCAACCAAGACAUUGGCCAUGUUCCUCAAUUGUUUCUUCUGACACAAUUCGCACCAAUAUUUGAAAAUAUUCGCAUCCAUAGUUUAAAAUCUUCAACCAUAUCAUCAUUACAAACAUUAUUAUUCGACCAUGUACAAAAAUUUUCAACUUUUCAAUCGAAUUAUUAUUCAAAGCUCACACAAAACGAUUGGACAGAUGAACAAAAUGCUCGGUCAUUGAUCACAACAAAAAAUGCCUUGUUUGGCAAAGGAAUCAUUUUGAGUUUAAUGAUCAAACCGAAUGCUAUUAAUGGUGUUGAUCAAACUACUGAUAUUCUUUCCGUACAUUUUAGUCAUUCAAUAACGGACACCUUAUUGCGUGAAUCAUUAAACUUUCUCGUGAAUGGUUCACAUCUAUUAGAUGUUCAUUUGAUCAUGGCUGGUCAAGAUCAUUACUAUCUAGUCAACGAUAUUACAAUGGCCGCCGAUUUAGGACCGAUGAUAGCAAAACUCAAACAAUAUCAAUCUCGACUAAAUUUAACUGUUCAAGAAGUUCAUAAUAACGAUAAUGAUGAUAAACGAAUGACAAUUGAAGUUCGAAUAGAUCAAUCAUCAGUCAUAUGGAACAUACGUUUUGGUACUACCAUAACCAAAGAACGAGAACGUGUAUUAAAGAUGGCCAGGAAAUAUGCAAUUCAACAGCGUCUUGUUCAUGAACGAAUCAACAUUGUUCGAAAUGGUUAUUCACGAUGGAAUGAUCAGGAAAAACAAUUUCUAAUGACAGUAAAAAAUGAUCAUAAUUGGUAUAGUUCAAUUGGCAGUCUAUUACGUGUCGAUUAUCAAUAUUCAAUAAAUGAAUUGACCGAAGAUCCGGAUAAUAUUGUUUUCAAACGCUCAGCCAAAUCGUGAUUCAAUUAUUAUUUUACUAUGUUUUUUUUAUGGAUUCAUUUUGAUUUUUUUGUUAUUUCCUUUCAUUCAA